Bipolaris maydis ATCC 48331 is the source of this 1178-nucleotide messenger RNA. NCBI's taxonomy places the organism in Eukaryota, Fungi, Ascomycota, Dothideomycetes, Pleosporales, Pleosporaceae. The record is from RefSeq and is a predicted model, not a curated record.
AUGACUCAACCCAAACUCAAAACCACAAUCGCCAUCCUCGGCUGCGGCGACGUAGGCUCCACCCUUGCCUACACGCUCAUCCUGCAACCCAUCUGCUCCGAAGUCCUCCUCGUAGACCUCAAGCACUCCCUCCUCGAAGCCCAAGUCCGCGACCUCUCCGACGCCACCUACCGCGGCGGCAGCGGCGUCCGCGUGCGUGCCGCCACGCACGCCGAAGCCGGGCAAGCAGACAUUGUCGUCAUUACCGCUGGCGCUAAGCAGAAGCCCGGUGAAUCGCGCCUCUCACUCUUAAGUCGCAACUUGCACAUUCUUGAAAGCAUAUUCGGUGCCAUGGCGCCGAUGAAUCCGCAUACGAUUUUACUGCUUGUGGCAAAUCCCGUGGAUAUACUGACGUAUUUUGCGAGGAAGAUGAGUGGGUUGCCCGAGAGCCAGGUAUUGGGCACGGGGACGAGUCUGGACUCUGCGAGGUUGAGGGGCGUGUUGGCGGAGAAGGCGGAGGUCGCGCCGAAUAGUAUUGAUGCGUAUGUUUUGGGGGAGCAUGGGGAUAGUCAGUUUGAAAAGUCUAUUCGAUCAACACUUAUCAUGGCUUCUACAAUUUCACAUCGGCUCAUGAACAUCUGGAGGAGAAAAAGAUUCUGGGGCAUCGCCUGGUCCUCUGCCACAAUCGGCACAACACCCCUCUCUCUUGCACUUCCUCCUUCAACCCUGACUGAGGACUUCAAAGCAAGCAUCUCGGCCCACACACGCGGUGCGGCGGGUGCGAUCAUCGCUGCCAAAGGUUGCACCGCAUUCGGAAUCGGCAACAUUGCCGCUAGCAUCUGCAAAUACAUCUUAUUUGACUCACGUUCUGUGCGCCCACUGUCAUUCUAUCAGCCAGAGCUAGGUUGUUGUCUAAGCAUGCCCGCAGUGAUAGGUAGAAAGGGUAUUAUACGGGCGAUGCCAAUCCAGCUGGAUGAGAAGGAGCAAGCCCAGUUGGAGGCGUGCGCGAAAGGGCUGAGACGUGUGAUUGAAGGGGCAGAGAAGGAAGUGAGUGCGGAUCGGGCGUUGGAGAAGGCAUUGGAGCAGGAUAAGGGGGCUUGAAACGAAAAUAUUUUCCCAGGAUUCGAAAGCUGUAUAUAUUUCUAAACAAAGAAAGGAGGCUUUUUCACAAAAGCAAAUCAGCAACACCCUACUAAGCC